Messenger RNA from Aureobasidium musti, 1656 nucleotides. NCBI's taxonomy places the organism in Eukaryota, Fungi, Ascomycota, Dothideomycetes, Dothideales, Saccotheciaceae. The record is from the annotation of a GenBank genome assembly.
CCCCUCACAUUAGCCGCUAUUGGCAUCGCCCUUGUGGGCUUUGUGGCCAUCUCUAUCUUGAACAAUGCACGGCGUCCCAAGAAGGCAGAGGCAGAACACCAAUUGCCUGGACCAAAGCUGUUCCCAAUCAUUGGACGCAUUCACGACAUGCCCAUCCAAAAGAUGUGGAUCAAGUUCAAGGAGUUUGCAGAUAUCCAUGGUCCUAUCUACUACACCGAAAUGCUUGGCACGAAAUUCAUCAUUGUUUCUGAUGAGAAGAUCGCCGAAGAGCUUCUUGUCAAGAAGGCAAAGUACAACUCUGACAGACCUGCCGUCCCAUCGCUCUUCGACUCGAAGAGUACUCAUGGCUCUAUGGAAUACCUUCCCUUGAUGGGCAAGAACCGUAAGACAUAUAUCUACCCUAUCNAAUACUGGGCUAGACAACGUCGCUUCACACAUGGCUACCUGACCCAAGCCACCAAUGCUGGCUACUAUGGUGUCAUGCAACAUGAAGUCAAGCGAUGGAUGUUCCGUCUGCUUGAAAACCCUGACGCCUUCAACUACACUCUCGAGGACAUGGCUUCCAAGAUUAUGUGCACACUGAACUGGGACGACCCAAGCUUGAGUGAAUACUGCAUUGGUAGUGCCUGGGGUCUUCUCACUCAAAUGUCUCCUGCUGGUCCCAUCACCAACAUCAUCACACCUUUGUGGCAACUCCCUGAAGUCAUCAACCCUUGGAAGAAGGCCGAGCACAAGCGUCAUGACGAACAGCAACGUUGGUGGAUGGAAAACCUCGUCCGCGUCAAGACUCAAAUGAAGGAAGGCACCGCUCGCUGGAGUUUCACCAAGCAGUUCCUCGAGACCGAAAAGACUAACAAUCUCUCUGGUGACUACGAAGCAUCUUCUGUUCUUGGUAUGCUUGCACUGGUUGGUAUUUUCACUGUCGCCGGCCCUCUCAACUACUUCCUCGUCGCCAUGGUCCACCACCCCGAAUGGCUCGAGAAGGUCCAGAAGGAAAUCGAUGAGCAACUUGAAGGACGUAUGCCCAGCAUCGAGGACUUCCCUAAGCUUCCUACUCUCCGUGCCUGUAUCAAGGAGUCAAUGCGUUGGCGCCCUAACGUUCCUACCGGUGUCGCUCAUGAAGCCGAGCAGGACGAUUACUACCGUGGUUACUUUAUCCCCAAGGGUGUUCGCAUCCUGCCUCUCGACUAUGCAUUCCUCCUGAACCCAGUCAAGUACCCUGACCCAGAGAGCUACCGCCCUGAACGCUGGCUUGAAGCCGGAUGGCCAACCUUCCAAGAGCCACUGACACAACACCCCAACAUCAAGGGCAUGACGUCUUUCGGCUUUGGACAAAGACAGUGUCUCGGCAUGUCAUUGACGCAGGACGAGCUCAUUGUGGCUUGCGGUGCGCUAGCGUGGGCGUACAACCUCAAGCGCAAGGUCGACCCUGUCACCGGCCGAGAGAUCGAGGUUCCCACCGACAAGUGCAACUCUCUUCUCAUCGUCAAGCCCGAUCCUUUCGAGAUGGCCUUUGAGCCUCGCAGCGAGGCUCGCAAGGCAGACGUCAUCCGCGAGUGGAAGAUGUCCGAAGCUAAGGACCUCGAGGAGCGGGCUGCGUAUGCGAAGGCCGCAGCGCUUGGACAGACGCAAAAGUUUGAGGAUAUUGUUAUCUAA